UAGAGCGCUGGGCAGGAGAAACCAGUUCAGGGAUUUGAGAUGUGCACUGUCAUGCCUUCUUGAACUCCUGGAGGAUUUGCUGUCCGCUACAGCCGCACCCACUCGUAUCCUUUGGACGGUGGAAACUCGGCUGCUGUUUUGUUUUAGGCGCUAAACAAGGGAGGUGAGAGAGCUGCAGAGAUAAGUGCGCUCUGUUUGCUAGUACAGACCAGUCUGUGUUUUGGCGCCAUCCUUACAUCAUCUCUUUAUUGGGGAGAGAGAGAGCGAGAGGGAGAGAGAGAGCGCGCGCGCGCGAGAGAGAGAGAGACUCCGUGCAGCCGGGCUCCUAUCCGCCAGUCCUCAACUGAGAAGCGAGGCUGACGGACCGACUGGCGUUACAGCCACUCAGCUGUGUGUUCCCUUCUCCCGCUCUCCUGCGCCCACAGCAGCCGUGAAGAUGCGCCGGCACCGUCCUGCCCAGGGACUGACGUUGUUAUUGCCGGUCGUUUUAUGGAUUUUCUGCCAUGUCAGCGGUGUGCACGGAGCUCUACCAACAACCCAAAAGUGUGAUGAGGCUCUUGCCUCUCCUCUGCCUCACACAGCCUUCACCAGCUCGUCUGUCUUCUCCAGUGGAUAUGCACCUGGAUAUGCCAAGCUCAACAGGAGAGGAGGAGCCGGUGGAUGGUCACCUCUAGACAGUGACCAUUACCAGUGGCUACAGGUGGACCUUGGUUCAAGAAAGCAGGUGAGCGCCAUAGCAACACAGGGUCGCUACAGCAGCUCUGAUUGGACGACGCAGUAUCGCCUCCUCUACAGUGACACGGGAAGGAACUGGAAACCUUAUCAUCAAGAUGGCAACAUUUGGGCUUUCUCUGGGAACUCCAACUCAGAGAGUGCAGUUCGCCAUGAGCUCCAGCAGGGAAUCGUGGCUCGCUUCCUUAGGCUGAUCCCGUUAGACUGGAGCGAGGAGGGACGGAUUGGUCUGCGAAUAGAAGUUUACGGAUGCUCCUACUGGGCAGACAUCAUCAAUUUUGAUGGUCAAGGCGUGAUCUCAUAUCGUUUUAAGGUGAAGAAGAUGAAGAUCAUUAAGGACGUGAUCGCACUGAGGUUUAAGACGUCAGAAAGUGAGGGUGUGAUUCUCCAUGGGGAAGGCCAGCAGGGAGACUAUAUCACACUGGAGCUCCGUAAGGCCAAGCUGCUGCUGCAGAUAAACCUGGGCAGUUAUCUGUAUGGCUCUAGCCUGGGUCAUACCUCUGUGACCACGGGGAGCUUAUUGGAUGACAAUCACUGGCACUCAGUAGUGAUUGAACGCUACCGUCGCAAUGUGAACUUCACCUUGGACAGACACACUCAGCACUUCAGGACUAAUGGAGAGUUUGACCACCUCGAUUUGGACUAUGAGUUGAGUUUUGGCGGGAUGCCAUACAGUGGGAAGCCAGUGGGAGGAGGAAGGAAAAACUUUAAAGGCUGCAUGGAGAGCAUCAACUACAAUGGAGACAACAUUACAGACCUGGCCCGCCGAAAGAAGCUCGACACCUCCAGCUUUCGAAACCUGUCCUUCACCUGUGUGGAGACCCACACCUUCCCAGUCUUUUUCAAUGCCACCAGUUUCCUGCAGUUGCCUGGUCGAGCCAAUCAUAACACGGUAUCCGUGGGCUUCCAGUUUCGUACGUGGAACCCUCAUGGCCUCCUCCUCUUUAGCAAUCUUGAUGAUGGCACUCUGGAGAUCUCGCUUGAGGAGGGCAAGGUUGCGGUUCACAUCAAUGUGACGAAAGCGGCCAAAAACUACCGGGUAGAUUUAUCAUCAGGCUCAGGCCUCAAUGAUGGCCAGUGGCAUGCAAUACGUUUGGUUGCCAAGGAGAACUUUGCCAUGUUGACGAUAGACGGCGAGGAGGUGUCUGCUGUGCGCUCCGUCUCACCUCUCAGCAUCACCACGGGAGGAACCUAUCACCUCGGAGGUUAUUUUCUGCAAACACUGUUUCCACCAACCCAGCGUUCGUUUCAAGGCUGCAUGCAAGCAAUCUUGGUUGAUGACCAACCUGCUGAUCUACAUGCUGUGGAGAAAGGCACUGUGGGAGCUUUUGAGAAUGUCAGCCUGGACAUGUGUGCAAUCAUAGACAGAUGUAUGCCCAAUCAUUGUGAGCAUGGUGGUCGGUGUAAACAGACCUGGGACAGCUUCAGCUGUACUUGUGAUGGAACUGGAUACACUGGAGCAACGUGUCAUACUUCGAUCUAUGAGCCUUCGUGUGAGGCCUACAAGCAUUUGGGCAAGUCCUCCGAUGCCUACUGGAUCGACCCCGAUGGCAGCGGACCUCUUGGCCCCUUCAAAGUUAACUGCAACAUGACAGAGGACAAAGUAUGGACCACAGUGAUGAACAACCUGCCUCCCAAAACCAUAGUCACAGGCUCCAGCAGAAACAGACGGACCGUGUUACAGGUCAACUACAGUGCCUCAAUGGACCAGGUGACAGCCAUCACCACCAGUGCAGAAUACUGUGAGCAGCAAAUCGCCUACAGCUGUCGCAUGUCCAGACUCCUCAACACUCCAGACGGGACACCCUACACGUGGUGGGUUGGCCGAGGGAACGAGAAACACUUCUACUGGGGCGGAUCGGGGCCUGGCAUCCAGAAAUGUGCCUGUGGCAUCGACAGGAACUGCACCGACCCCAAGUACGACUGCAACUGUGAUGCUGAUGUCAAACAAUGGAGAGAGGAUUCUGGUCUCCUGGUCUAUCAAGAACACCUGCCAGUCAGCCAGGUCGUGGUGGGCGACACCAACAGGUCAGGCUCUGAGGCCAAGCUAACUGUUGGACCACUCCAUUGUCAAGGAGACAGUAACUACUGGAAUGCGGCAUCGUUCACGACUCCAUCAUCCUACCUGCACUUUGCCACCUUUCAGGGUGAGACCAGCGCUGACAUCUCCUUCUAUUUCAAGACAAGCGCGGCCUAUGGCGUCUUUCUGGAAAACUUGGGCAACACUGACUUCAUUCGCUUGGAGCUCAAAUCUCCUAAGGUGGUCUCCUUCUCCUUCGAUGUCGGAAACGGACCAGUGGAGCUGACCGUGCAUUCAGCUACAUCCCUCAACGACGACCAGUGGCACCGUGUAAUGGCCGAGCGUAACGUGAAAGAGGCUGUCCUUCAGCUGGACCAGACGUACAGGACGUCCAGGCUUGCUCCCGCGCAGGGACACACACGGCUCGAGCUGUUCAGCCAGCUCUAUGUGGGGAAACCAGCUUCGCUCACCUGCCAAGACAGUGCUGCAGGGGGACAGCGGGGGUUCCUGGGCUGUAUCAGAGCCUUACGAAUGAAUGGCAUCACUCUCGAUCUGGAAGAGAGGGCCAAGGUCACACCUGGGGUCAAGCCCGGUUGCCAAGGCCACUGUAACAGUUUUGGGAUGUACUGCCGGAAUGGGGGAAAGUGUGUGGAGAGGUAUAACGGGUACCUGUGUGACUGCACCGCCACCGCCUACGAUGGUCCGUUCUGCACCAGAGAUGUUGGAGGUUUCUUUGAGGCAGGGACGCUGGUAAAGUACAACUUCCUGCCUGAAGCAGUUGCGGGAGCCAGUAAGGACACCAAGGUGUUGACGCACCAGCUCACGCCACAUGAGGUGAAUCUAACAAAGGAGGAUGUGGCCUUUAGUUUCAGCACAUCCAGUGCUCCAGCUGUUCUGAUGUAUGUGAGCUCCAAGACGCAGGACUAUCUUGCCGUGGUGUUAAGACAGAAUGGUUCGCUGCAGGUGCGGUAUAACCUGGGUGGUCUGAGGGAGCCGUUCACCAUAGAUGUGGACCAGCGUAACCUGGCCAAUGGACAGCCACAUAGUAUUAACAUGUCCCGUCACGACAGGAGAAUCACCAUCCAGCUGGAUCAUUAUCCUGCAGUCAGCUACAACCUCCCUGAAGCCUCAGAUACACAGUUCAACCUGGUCAAGACGCUGUUCUUGGGAAAGGUUUAUGAAACUGGACACAUAGACCCAGUCAUCAUCGAGCAUUACAACACCCCGGGUUUCAUUGGCUGCCUGUCGCGGGUGGAGUUCAACGGAAUCGCCCCGCUCAAGUCUGCACUCAGAACAGCCGUAAAGUCUCAGGCAACGCCAACAGAAAAGCAGCCUGCAGCUGCGUCACCUGCAUCUUACCAGGGUAAACUGGUGGAGUCUAAUUGCGGGGCAUCACCUCUCACUAUCCCACCAAUGUCUGCUGCGACAGAUCCCUGGCAUCUGGACAAAACAGAUGCAGUGUUCCCCUUUAAUGAGGAGAGAGUGAUUCCCGAUGGAGUCAACAGGGACUCUGCCAUCAUUGGAGGUAUUAUCGCAGUGGUGAUCUUCACCAUCUUAUGCACUCUGGUGUUCCUGAUCCGCUACAUGUUCCGUCACAAAGGCACUUACCACACCAACGAGGCAAAGGGCAGCGGGGAGUCCGCCGCGGAAUCAGCGGAUACGGCCAUCAUCGGCACCGACAACCCAGAAACCAUUGACGAAUCAAAGAAGGAAUGGUUCAUCUAACAGCCAAUCAGAAAGAACUCUGAGAGAGGGAAAGCAAUGUUUCAGAUCAUCCGAUGCCACAGAGAUAGAGGAGGUUUAAUUCAAGGCCAAUCGCAGAACGGAUGGAGGAUUGACUAUUCAAAAGGACAAUAAUCUCCCAGGGAAGGUUGGAAAAAUGGGAAAGACUGUACAGAAAUCCUUUUGUUUUGUUCUUUUUUUUAUAUAUCCAGAGUAUUAGAAAGAGAAGGAAGGGACACUUAUUCAACUGAGCACAGCUGUAAGAGACUGUACAUGUAUAUACUAACCGGCUUGUCCUUCUUUGUAUCGUGCUUGGGAGUUUUCAGGAGUCCUUUGAAUACUGUAUAUGACAAAUAAUUAUACUUACUGGGUCGUGUGAUAGCAAAGGUUUAUUGCCAGUCCCUGUUGCGUUUUGAUUUUAUAUUUUAACAAAAAUCUUAUAUCAAAAAUGAUCAAAUCGACAUGCCAAACCUCUGUUUUUGUUUUGUUUCUUUUUUCUUCUUCUUUUCAUUUUUUAUUGUUUCAAACUGCAGAUGCACCAGUUUGUCACAUAACUCAUGUCGUGGUAAUAUAGAACUGAAUAUGGAUGCCAAAAGUCACCUUGUAAAUACGAUAUUAUUUUCUCCCGUUUCUCGAAAGAUUUAUUUAGUGUCAGACGCAUAAAGCAAAUUAGAAAUUUCAUAUCUAUAUGAGAGUGGCGCCACACGUCUCGUCUGUCGCAUUAUAAACGUGUAAAAUAUAGAGCUUUACGUUUAAAUCUUAUGACAUUCGAUUGUAAGGGACAUUCCUUUCUGUGGAAGGGCACCGAGGGGUUUCUCAGUGCAUGAUGGGGAAAUCAUGACGCCAUCAUCGCCAUCUUCUUCAUCAUCAUCGUCACGGCAGCUUUCUUUGAAUUUGGAAUGAGUGAAACUGCGAGCCUUUACUCGUGCGGGCUUCACCAUGUUUGUUUGUUUCUUUGCCAAACACUUGAGUCUUAUGUCAGAUUUUCAUGUUCAAUUUGAUAUUUGAGUUGGUUUUUUGUUUUGUUUUGUUUUUAUACAUCUGAAACCAGUGUUGGGCUGUAGUUUUAAAAGCACAUGCAUGCGUCUGUGCGUAUAUGCGUAGGUGAAUUAGGGCAAAACGAGCUUUAGAAGGGGCCGUUUGGGCAUGCGCGAAGACCAGACCAAACGGCUUGACUGAUGCGUACUGAGUUUUUAUCGAUGCACUAAACUCUAGGCAUUAAGUGGGCGAAGCAGCGUGAAAUGAAAAAUCAAUUUAUAUCUGAAAAACACCUGGGACGAAGUUAAGAAGAUAAUUGGCUUAUUAUUCCAGCGUGCCUUCAAGGUGCUGAGCCGUUUGGCCUUGCCUCACACUACUUAUCACAAACCUGCGAGAAAAACGUGACUGCUGCUGCACGAAAUCUGACUUAAUAGUGUUUUCAGGUGUUUUUUAUGUUGUAUUUAAAUGGUGCUGUGUUCACUUACCCAGAAAAACCUUGGUUGGAAAAAAAAACUUGUUUUGAAAUUUGAAAAAAAAAGCCAGACUUUCCAAGUAUUUGUGCAGCAGUAGCAGCUUCAACGCACAAGCUUACACCUCCCCUCACACAUGCACACAACAACAUGCAUGUUUGAUGAAGCAUGAGUCAUUUGCUCGUUUGCAAGAACAACAUGUUUAGGAUGAGGAGGCAGAAACGAGCGCCACCCUGCAGCGUGCAACUGCGGUCCAACAUGCAUUCAAAUCAUGUACAAGAUCUAUUUAUGUUUAUGUUAUUUUUAUGUUUACCUGUUUACCUUACCAUGGCUUCUACAGAACGACGUGUUACAGCUGAAACCUGCUGCCAACUCUAUUUUGUUGUGAAGUUGCUUUAUUUUGUAUGUCUGUUUGAUCAAAUUGCUCCCACGGCGCUCGCACAGUGAAUCACGAAUCGCCUCGUGAUCGAGCGCUUGCUGUAGAUCACUUCAUGUGAGACAUUAGGAGCAGCUGCUGAGCUCAGCUUGCCUUCUACUGAGGCCUCAAACAAGAAUUCAUCUGUUCUUACGUCGCAUCCCGUAGGGCAAACAAGUGACUCUACCGAUGCUUUGUUGUUUUUGGAUUUUGAUUUUCAGACUUUAAAAUGCAUAACUUCACCCUCGAUAUAUGUUUUGAACUUAACCGCGAUGAUAAUUGAUUAUCAGCGCAGACAGGCAAAACCUUAACCCACAUGUUUUGCUUUCAGUUAUCUUGAGUUCAAUAAAGAGUGUUUGAUCUUUA
This is a messenger RNA of Oreochromis niloticus (Nile tilapia), 6703 nucleotides long. It is a transcript of the gene cntnap2a, whose product is annotated as contactin associated protein 2a. The coding region runs from base 437 to 4477 and encodes 1346 amino acids. The transcript is spliced from 27 exons. The record is from RefSeq and is a predicted model, not a curated record. Lineage: Eukaryota; Metazoa; Chordata; Actinopteri; Cichliformes; Cichlidae.